Molecule: messenger RNA, 3234 nt
Organism: Mugil cephalus (flathead mullet)
Lineage: Eukaryota; Metazoa; Chordata; Actinopteri; Mugiliformes; Mugilidae
Product: cardiomyopathy-associated protein 5
Exons: 2
Coding region: 439-2748 (769 amino acids)
Source: RefSeq, a predicted model, not a curated record
UUCUUACCUCUGACAGAGUUAUAGGCGGCUCAUGACACUGGAUACAGGCUACCAGCACAAAUUUAUAUAUAGCCCUGGCAAGAAAAAUAACCCGGAGGCAUUUACUUAAGGUUGCUGCAUUUUUUUUUAAUCGUAUUUUUAAAGUUCAAACCGCUCACAGGCUACAACACUUUAACCCAGGAUCAAAUCUGUUACUAGAACCAAAUGUGAGGUUCCAAUCCAGUGUGAGAGCAGAGAGCAGAGAUGAGAACCUUCCCUCCAUGUUGCAAAUGCUUCACAUGAAACAGUGGAAGGCUAGUUUUCUAUUUCAAGAUUACGCUGAGCAGGAAAACUCGAAGUCGGGCGUGCUUGCUUAGAACGUGAUCAACAGAGCAGAGAAGCUGAGCUGAGCUGAGCUGAGCCGAGAGGCCGAAAGCAAAUUCACCGAGGAUUCAAACAAUGGAUUCCAGAGUCAGAGAGGAUCUCGCACGGUCAGAUGUCGAUGCCGAGAUGACGGUGCUGACGCCUGAAGAUAUCACGGGACAAAACCUCGAUGGCAGCGAUGAAGUGGAGAACCUCAGAAACAGUUUGCGCGAGGCCGUCCACGAUGACAAUGUCCGACCUAAGAUGCAGUGCCUGAUGAUGGACUCCUCCUUCUCCAUGGUGACGGUGCAAGGCGAGGACAGCGGGAUCGCGUGGGAGACGACCCCGAGUCGUUGCACCACGCCGUGGGCGUCUGAGGCCGGAAGCCUCUCCGUGGAUCUCGGCUCUCAGGCCGCGGCACGACCGGCGACGCCCCACGGGUCUCAUCCGGCGGGAAAGAUUAUAUUCGUCAUGGACGAGGAGCUGAUUACCAGACGGAAGAAGACUAAAGAGAGGGGCAACGGUCAAAAAAGCAGACGUGAGGUCCUGGUAGAAAGUUCUGAGAACGUCUCGGGGCGGCCAGAGUUGGUGGAAGUCUCUCAACCAAAUGUGAAAACCGAGGGAGAAGACGACCAAGAGGAACCGACUGAUCAGCUGUUUGGAUUGGUUUCUGAAGGCUCUGAAAUCCUCAACAUUAUUGUUCCUUCUGAACUUGAACUCACUGUGGAUGAAGAGGAGAGCAAAGAAAUGGUGGACAAUCUGUCUUAUCUGGAGGAGAGCCCCCUUCCUAAAGCUAGUGAGAACACUCAGGACAACGAGUUCCUGAUCUCAGUGGGCGCACCGGUGGCCGACCACGUUAGACCCUCACCUCCACGUGCAAUGGAUCCACCGGGAGCUCCCGUGGCCAGACCUCCAGGGAGAAGACCUCCUGGAAACGUGGACUACUUCGAGGCGUUUGCCCUGGUUGAUGCUCAGGCUCCAGGAAGUCCUGCAGUAAUCGUGGGAGGACAGGUGGAAGCGGAGCUUGAGGCUGAGAGAAAGGACGCCGAGAAUCCACCGCAGUUUCUCGCCAGCACCAUCACCGGUGUGGACAACGACAAGUCAGACGCCGUCAGUCUAGAGGAGCUCACCAGUGAGCUUCUAGAUGAAGUCUUCUACGGUGGCACAGAUAACUACCCAAUGAAAAGUCUGGAGACAGAAGUCGUCGCCGAUGGUGCACCCACGAGACUUCCGUCAAAACCGAGUGGUUCAAAUCUGUUUGGAAGCCAAGAGGACGUCCUGACUCCAAUCUUUCUACCGGACGGUCCCCCGAAAAUCAUCGACCCCAUUUUGCUGGAAGAGCCCAAAGCCAUGGCCUUUCUUUACACCGACCUGUACGAGGAGGCGAUAGGCAGCCGGAAAAAAGAGGAGGACACAGAAAGCAUGACGUCGGAGAAGUCCUUCCACAGCAGGCACUCGGAUCGAGAGGCCAGGGGAUAUUUAGAGAAAUACGUCCUCAUCGACGAGACUCCCGUGGUGGAGGCGGAACCGUCAUGCAAAGAAAAACGUCCCGAGGAAGGACCACGGGUGUUGACCCAGGAUGUGUACGAUUUGGGAAACUUUCAGUCAAAGGGUGAACAAAGUGCGAUGCCGCAGUCGGAGGAAGAAUUAACGGACUUCCUCAGGUCCAGUGACAACUCGUCUCCUUGUGAUAUAGACCCGUUCCCUCGAUCGGUAGAAGAAGAAGACACAAAACCGACGACUAAAAAAACUAAAGCCAAGCCGGAGAAAAGUGUCUCCAUAGUGGUGGCAAAAGUUCCAGAAACCCCAGUAGAUCCACUCAGCCUCUCAAGCUUUGACUUCCCCUCGGAGGAACUAGACUGGUUAACUACAGAUGAUCAUCCUACGGUCCUGGAUGAUGAUAGACAUGUGCGUACAGACCGGGGACAGGCUCCAGAAAUAAAUACACCUGUCGCACCUCCGAGGAGAAAGGCAGCCUCCUCUCCUAAGAUGUGUCUGGAUCUAACGCCUCUGACUCCAGUUGCGCUGGAGGAAGAGGAGGCCGGAGGAAAGGAGCAACGAGAGGAGGAGAAGGAGACGGCGUCGCCGGCGGAGACCGCUGACGAGGGCGAUGGAGACGGAGACCAAACGACGGAGGCCUCCACUGAAGCGGCUCCACCCGAGAAACCUGAAUCACCGGAAACUGACAGUAGAGAAGAUACAAACGUAAUAAGUGCAAGUGUCGCGAAACCAGCUGUAGAGGAAGACCCCAAAACGGAAGAGCAAGGAAACGAGACUGAACUGAAACAAACUGAUCCAGAGGAGAAAGACGUUAAGUCGCUAGAAUCAGAUAAUCCUGAGAAACAAGGAGACGCUUCCUCAUCAGCCGAACCAGCAAAGAACAAAGGACAGUGUAUAAUACUUUAGUCUAUUUUAAGUAAAUUUGAUAUAACGUGCUGCAAUAGAUACGACCUAAUAUGGACAUGAAAUCAGAGUCAAAUGAGCACACACAUACGUCUCUACUUUUUUGUCAAUUCCAGUUGCUAGCACACUGAUCAAAAAGGUUCUAGUGCAUGAAAUGUGUUUGAGAGGAGAGGUUUGCGUCAUGAGCGGAGGAAAAAAGGGGUGAGAGUGCAUGUGUCGGUGCUUUCCUGACUGUUAGGGUGCAUCUUCGGCUAAAAAUAAACCCGUUUAACCUGACACUUCCAUGUCUCAAGUAGGACUCUGAGCUCCCGCUUGCACCGAAACAAACAUUUCGAUUUAUGUUUUAUUUUUUUUGACAGAUUACUUAACUCUCUAUUCAUUCUCUGUUUAUUUAUGUGCACCUGUUCCUGCAAAAAAAAGUGUUUCGACACAGAAAAUUUAAAUAGCUUGUGUCAGAUGUGGUUUUUCCAUAAAUAAAAUAGUUACCAU